Linum trigynum is the source of this 2436-nucleotide messenger RNA. The record is from the annotation of a GenBank genome assembly. Lineage: Eukaryota; Viridiplantae; Streptophyta; Magnoliopsida; Malpighiales; Linaceae.
CACACAUGACCAUCUGGGCCGCCUCAGCAACCAAGAACGAUCCUCUACAGCAUCGAUGAGUCCGAAGACAAUCUCAGCCGUUAAUCACGCUCUGAUCAUGUGGCCACAAUUCAUCCACCAAACUUGGAUUCCUGUCUCCUUAGUGCUAAAGGACACAGAGGUACGAGCCUAUAGAACAGAUCCUGUUCAAGUAAGGUCGUGUCCAGCUAAGCUUCCCCGGAUAAUAUAAACACCUGCUUUCAACUGAAACUAAGCGAUGUGGUAUUUUCUUCCUUCGAUCUCUCGGGCCAAACUAAAUCCGGCCCUACUCCAGGCCCAGCCCACUCUCAGGAUGUGACUCUUCUUUCUCCGUUUCGCCUACACGUGUCCCUAUUUUUUUAGUUUAUAUUAUUAUAAUUAUUUUCACACUUCGAUCUGUCGCUCCGCGGCGCCAACGAAUUUGGAUCACUCACUUGCAAAUUGCAAGCAAAUCAGGUAUUCAUCUGUCUACCUCCCUUUCUUCUUCUUCUUGUUCGAUUCUUUCUUGUAAGCUCUGCAAAACCUUGUUUGUCUUCUGAGAAACUUUGUAUUUCUGUGAAACUAGUCUGGUGGCAGGCUGAAGCUGAUUCUCUACUUGCGAUGGAACGCCUCAAGGGAUCUGCUCGUCUUAUGAUAGUCUCAGAUCUUGAUCACACCAUGGUUGAUCACCAUGACAAGGAGAACAUGUCUCUCCUUAGGUUUAAUGCACUGUGGGAAGCCCACUACCGAUUCGACUCCCUCCUGGUGUUCUCCACGGGGAGGUCGCCCACGCUCUAUAAGGAAUUGAGGAAGGAGAAACCCAUGUUGACACCUGACGUAACGAUAAUGUCUGUGGGAACUGAGAUCACUUAUGGUAACUCGAUGGUACCUGAUGAUGGUUGGGUUGAAGUUCUGAAUCACAAAUGGGAUAGGAAGGUUGUCAUUGAGGAGACUAGCAAGUUUCCUGAACUUACUCUCCAGUCAGAGACAGAGCAACGGCCUCACAAGAUUAGCUUCUAUGUGGAUAAAGCUAAGGCUCAGGAUGUGAUGAAGGCUCUCUCCGGGAUAUUCCAGAAGCUUGGGUUGGAUGUGAAGAUAAUUUACAGUGGAGGAAUGGAUCUGGAUAUUCUUCCACAAGGAGCUGGAAAAGGCCAGGCCCUGGCGUACUUGCAUAAGAAGUUCAAGAAUGAGGGGAAGCUACCCAAGAACACUCUUGUCUGUGGUGACUCUGGAAAUGAUGCAGAGCUAUUCACCAUUCCUGAUGUACAUGGGGUUAUGGUUAGCAAUGCUCAAGAAGAACUUCUGCAGUGGUAUAAUGAAAAUGCUAAGAGUAAUCCUAAAGUAAUGCAUGCGACUGAGAGGUGUGCAGCUGGCAUUAUUCAAGCCAUUGGUCAUUUUGGCCUUGGUCCAAAUACUUCUCCAAGAGAUUUAACUAAGCCAAAAGAAGGUGAUUCAGAAAGCAUCCAUCCCAAUCAUGAAUUGGUCAAGUUCUUCUUGUUCAUGGAGAAAUGGAGGCGUGCAGAAAUCGAGAAUUCAGAGGAAUAUCUGUUGAGUUUCAAAUCUGAUUCAGAUCCAUCUGGGAUUCUUGUCCAUCCAUCUGGUGCUGAGCUUUGUCUCUCUGAUGCCAUGAAUAAAAUUAGGAGUUGGUACGGUGACAAGCAGGGGAAACAGUUCCGGAUCUGGGUGGACCAGGUUUCAUCCGUCCCAAUUGGCUCAAGUACAUGGCUGACAAAGUUCUAUAAGUGGGAACAAUCAGAGGAGGAAAGGCAAGGCUGCGUGACCACAUGUAUAGUUACUUUGAAGGCUGGGAACCCGACUCCAACGUUUCUGCAUGUGCACCAGACAUGGUUGGAAGGAUCAGCAGCUUCUAAAGAUCAGUCCACCUGGCUCUUGUAGAUCUCUCUCCUUCCCCUCUCGAACAUCGCCGGAGAAAAGAAAGGAAAAGGUUGGGUAUGCCCGAAAUAAGAAGCUCAACCUAGCCUUUUGAAGUUUUUUUUGUUUUAUGUAAUUGAGUCAUUUUACAUCCAUCACAAAGGAUGAUGAUCGAUGUGCAGUAUGGCUUCCAGUUUCCUUGCUGUUGCUUUGACGUUAGUAGAAGCUAUGUAACAAAAACAAAUAACAAGUGAGAAACGAUGAUGAUAUAUAUUAUAUAUAUCAUUAGGUUGAGAAGUGUUGAUUUGAAUCUGGCUGGCUGCUUCCUUGUCAUCACUCUCUCCGAUUUCAUGUAAUCAUGUCAUUAAUCAAUCGAACGAUGUCGUUUUUACACUUCUGUAAUGCGGAUAGUUAAAAAAAAAAUUGAAUCAGAAAGGGCCCAACCGGGUUCGAACCGGUGACCUCUUGAUCUGCAGUCAAAUGCUCUACCACUGAGCUAUAGACCCUUUUGAUGUCUUGUAUUUUGGUAGUACAGUAAUUAUUUGAUAAUAAAGUUUAAAAUUUUAU